Drosophila nasuta is the source of this 827-nucleotide messenger RNA. RefSeq names its product alpha-ketoglutarate-dependent dioxygenase alkB homolog 7, mitochondrial. The transcript has 4 exons. Gene Ontology annotation, biological process: fatty acid metabolic process; DNA damage response. The record is from RefSeq and is a predicted model, not a curated record. Lineage: Eukaryota; Metazoa; Arthropoda; Insecta; Diptera; Drosophilidae. Bases 1 to 711 code for a protein of 236 amino acids. Gene Ontology annotation, cellular component: mitochondrial matrix.
AUGGGCCUUGCAGCAAAGAAUAACAAUAAUAAAUUGACGUGCUUUCAUGGACGAUGGCCGACUGCGGAGCAACGGGAUUUCGAGCAGCACAUGCGCAUUAUUCCAGAUUUUAUUAGCGAAGCAGAGGAACAGCAGCUUCAUGAGGAAGUGGAGCCCUACAUGAGCCGAUUGCGCUACGAAUUCGACCAUUGGGAUGACGCAAUUCAUGGAUUUAGGGAAACGGAACGCAAGAAGUGGUAUCCCAGCAAUCGGGAAGUCCUGGAACGCGUCCGUCAGGCGGCUUUUGAGGGCGCCAUUAUGUCCUAUGUGCACGUUCUGGAUCUGGCUGCUGACGGCGUUAUCAAGCCCCAUGUGGACAGCACUCGCUAUUGCGGUAACACCAUCUCGGGCAUCAGUUUGCUCAGUGAUAGCGUCAUGCGCCUGGUGCGUACAAGUGCCGAAAAGUAUAAGCAGCGUAACGCUGGAGAUGGUCCCUCAAAAGACACCAGUGACAACACCACCGAUGACGCGUAUCGCCAUCAACCUGAGGCAAAGCUGGAAAACAAUUUCUAUGCGGACAUUCUUUUGCCUCGCCGCUCCCUUUACAUAAUGAGCCACUCAGCACGCUACAAUUUCACUCAUGAAAUCCUGGCCAAGGAGCAGUCGCAAUUCUUGGGCAAUCCCAUCAAUAAGACACGUCGCAUAUCCAUCAUUUGCCGCAAUGAUCCUUAAUGCUGACUGAGCGAACUUUGUAAUUUAUAUUGUUGAUCAUUUGCUUUCAAGUUGUUAAAAUGACUAAUGUUGAUUAUAAAACUGUGAUGUCCUUUACAAUAUAUGCUAAUAUUUUG